CCCAGCAGUGCCACCUGUUAGUGUUCAUCAGUUCCAGCUCUCAGUGCUCAUCCAUGCCACCUGCCAGUGCCCAUCAGUGCCACAUCAAUGCCACAUAUCAGUGCCUACCAGUGCACAUCAAUGCCACAUAUCAGUGCCUACCAGUGCACAUCACAGUGCACAUCAAUGCCACAUAUCAGUGCCUACCAGUGCACAUCAAUGCCACAUAUCAGUGCCUACCAGUGCACAUCAAUGCCACAUAUCAGUGCCCAUCUGAGCUGCCUUCCAGUGUCACCCGUCAGUGCCACCUAUCAGUGCCGCCUAUCAGUGCCAUAUAUCAGUGCUGCCUUUCAGUGCCCAUCAGUGAUGCCUGUCAAUGCCACCUAUCAGUACCCAUCACU
Molecule: messenger RNA, 380 nt
Organism: Staurois parvus
Lineage: Eukaryota; Metazoa; Chordata; Amphibia; Anura; Ranidae
Source: the annotation of a GenBank genome assembly